AUGAAUCGAAAAUUUGGAGGUGGAAAGAAACCAACUGGGACUCCUUCAUUGCCCUGGUCAUGUGUGGUUGUCAUCUGUUCUCUUCUUGCAGGUGCUUCUGUUGUACACAAUAUCUAUAAACCUAACCUCACAUUGCCCCCAAUUGAUGGAGUUGAUGGAACCAAGAAGAAAUUAGAUGCGAAAGAAUGA
Molecule: messenger RNA, 189 nt
Organism: Lathyrus sativus (Indian pea)
Lineage: Eukaryota; Viridiplantae; Streptophyta; Magnoliopsida; Fabales; Fabaceae
Source: the annotation of a GenBank genome assembly